Molecule: messenger RNA, 4284 nt
Organism: Anguilla rostrata (American eel)
Lineage: Eukaryota; Metazoa; Chordata; Actinopteri; Anguilliformes; Anguillidae
Gene: prkra
Product: protein kinase, interferon-inducible double stranded RNA dependent activator
Exons: 8
Coding region: 196-1122 (308 amino acids)
Biological process (GO): regulation of regulatory ncRNA processing; siRNA processing
Cellular component (GO): nucleus; RISC-loading complex; cytoplasm
Molecular function (GO): siRNA binding; double-stranded RNA binding
Source: RefSeq, a predicted model, not a curated record
AGGAUGUAACCCGGAAGCUAUACCGCACAAGUGGAGGAGCUAGUGUCGCAGUUCUGUGGUCGCUAAUGCCGAUAGUUGUUUAUCUUGGACACGGGUGGGUCCUAUGAUCCCACCGUCGUCCCAUCGUCCAGAAUUUAAUCUUCAAUACAACGUAGCGGUGGCUAUUUGGCUCGCUUGCUAAUUAGUUAGCUCGUCAUGUCUCAAGACGGAUUUCCUCCUGCUGCAGCAAGAACUCCUGUUAGCAGUAAUGCCUGCUUGGGCUUGAAAGAACCGCCUUCUCCUUGCCCUGCAAAAACUCCCAUUCAAAUUCUUCACGAAUAUGGCACAAAGAUGGGAAACUUACCCGUGUAUAUCAUGGAAAAGGCUGAAGGAGUAGUCCACAACCCUAGUUUCGUUUUCAGCGUCAAAAUAGGAGAUGUUACCUGCACAGGUCAGGGGCCAAGUAAAAAAGCGGCAAAGCAUCAGGCCGCUGAAGCCGCCCUGAACAUUUUAAAAAUUGAGCCUGGACCGAACCCCAUCCCAAAGAAUGAGGAUAAUGGUGUUGCAGUGGAGUCACACAAUCAACAUAAUCCUAUAGGUGUUCUACAGGAACUGGCACUGCAGCGGGGGUGGCGUCUCCCUGAAUACUCGGUCUGCAUGGAAGCAGGCCCACCUCACAAGAGAGAGUUCACCAUCACCUGCCGAAUGGAGGCUUUGUCAGAAACUGGAACAGGAAAUUCCAAGAAGUCUGCCAAGCGGGACGCUGCAGAGAAAAUGGCAGCAAAGAUCCAAGCGCUGUCUGGCUGUCCCGAUAUGCCGUGGACACCGAGGCCUACUGUGAGGCUGGAAUGUUUGCAAACAUCUUCAGGAGAGAACAUUUCAAUGCUGAGAAGGAAUCCCCUCAGCAUUCCAAACACAGACUAUGUGCAGAUGAUUCUGGAGCUAUCCAAGGAGCAGGGCUUUGAAGUCACUUACUUCGACAUUGAUGAGCUGACGGUGAACGGGCAGUACCAGUGCCUGGCAGAACUGUCCACCAUACCGGUCACCGUGUGCCACGGCACUGGCAUCUCCUGCGGCAACGCGCACAACGACGCGGCGCACAGCGCUCUCCAGUACAUCAAGAUCAUGGCGUCCAUCAAGUGAACCCGCGGGAGAACCGCGCGCUUCACGCAGCGCUCAUCCACGUGUUCGCCGACUCGCAGACAGGAUCGAGGAAAUCCUGCUGAGACAAAAAGGAAAAAAUAAGGUAUAGUUUCAACAGGGUCAGUUUUCUGGAAAAAAGUUGACUGAAUAGUGAUUAAGUGUACUAUUUCUUAAAUUAUGCUUAUUACAGUAAGUUAUUGGACAAUGUCAGUAAGGAGAUGAAAAUGAACCCAGAGUAACAUAGAGGGAAAUUUCUAAUUCUCUCCUGGUUUUACCUUUUUCAGUGACAUGCCCUUUUAUUGUGCUAGUGUGGUGUGUUCUUAGCCAUUGUUUUCACAUCCAGUGUACAGUAACUAGCCUUCACUGUCACAUACCAGAAUUCUUUCAGUAUUUUUUCACGUUGCAGUUUGGAAAAUUUUAAUAGGCCAGCAUAUUAUGGUUGAGAUGUAAUUUUAUUAUGAAAUUUUGUUUUCUGGUUGUUAGAGGAUUACUGAUCAGCUAUACAUGAAGAGGGCAGGUUGAUGCAUUGCUUUUCAAAAAAUGAAAACAUUACAUGCCUUGGCCAUGAGGAGACAAAUAAUUAAUAAAAAAAAGACAGGAAUAAAUGUCAUAGUUCAUAAGCCGAACCAAAUUUGUGGUUCCAUCUUCCAUUUCACAAGUACUGGGGAAUGGCAUAUGCAGAAGAGUUUAAGUUUUAGAAGUGCUGGAAUUCUGGGUUUUGCUCAGACUUUACAUACUUGGAGCAGUAGGAAUAUCUGCUUUAUCUGUAGAAAUGAGUGAUGAUUUUUUUCAUUUCCAAAUCUUGUGUGGCAUUAUGUCAAUGUCAGUUGCGCUUAUCAAAAUGUAUGUAAUAUCAAACCGUUCUUAGAGUAAUCUGCACCAUAUUAAAUAAAGAGAAAUUGUAUAAUUAUAUAUAAUUGAUUCACUGCACUGCGGAGUGCUGCAAUGCUUCACUUUUACCUUGUUUUUAACUUAUAAAAACCUAUUUGUCAUGACAGAUAAAUAGGAAGAUGCAAUAAAAUAUGAAAAUUACUUUGAAGUAUGUCAACCCCUUCUAAAGGAAUUAGUACUUUUAAUGAAUAUUGUUCUCAUAAACCAGAGAUGGGCAACGAAGGGCCGUAUAUUGUGUCUGGUUGUCCUGCCAACUUCUGGCCUUUAUUACUUAAUGAGACCUAACUUUUACACCAUCUGACAUUUUAGCUAUAUUUCUUGAUAAGCGCAUGAAUGACAAACACUUGUUCUUGUGUUCCUAUAUGAAAUGUUUUACUGUGAAUUAGGUAUAUACGACCAAUGAGCUCAUUAAGCCUGGUUCAUUGGUGGGAACAAAAACCUGCAUACACACCUGCCCUCCAGGUCCAGAAUUACCCACCCCUGACAUAAGCCGCGUUUCCACCGUAGGAACUUUACCCCGGAACUAGGAACUCAGUGCGUUUCCACCGCAGGAACUAGGGUCUAAAUUUAGUUCCGGGGGCUUUAUUUUACCCCCCAAAAGGUUCCUGCUUGGGGGGUAGUACUUUCCGAAAGUACAGGAACCUUUUGGGUGGAGCUUGCAGCGCUGAACAUUUCUGAUUGGUCGAGUACUCGCAGCAUUUUUUUGUGUUUGUUUUCAGGCGCCAUGUUUAAAAAUAUGCAGCCGCAAACCAAUUAAUUUUCAUAAUAACUUCAAAUCAAACUUGUUAUUCGGCGCAGUAGCCUAGUUUUGGUUAUAGCCUGCCAACGUCUUGGAAUUAUAACGUGUGCUCUUCUGUUCUUUUCUUGCUUUAGUAUUCGUUUUAUUAAUUUUUUUUAUAAAAAGCAUCCGUGCUGGGACAGCAUAUUACAUACCAAAACAUUCAAACGGAUUAAUUCGGUUGCUGAAUAUUUUCUUCCGGAUUUUCUUUGUUAGCCCGUUGUAAUUGACUCCAAACGUUUGAUACAGGUAGUUCUGCGUAAUUCACAUUGGUGAUACAGUAAAAGCAAACUGGAAAUCACCUUCCGCACUUUUUGUCAGGGUAAAAUAACAGGUUAAUUCUAGUAAUCGUCCCGUUAGCUUUUUCAGACUGCCGUAAUUUCACUCUGCCAUUCUUCAAUUCCACAAAAAGACCAGGAAGACUAUGGACUAAUUUAUGGUGCAUGGUUCGCAUCUGGAAGGCACACUUCGCUGCUCGGCUAGCAGUAACUUCGAAGGAAAGCAAACGGUGGCUGUACCACUACUAAUUUAAAUUUUCACGAAAGUCCGAGUUUUCGUUCUAUUCUUGUCAUUUUGCGAUUUGCAAUAUGGAAUUGACGAUGAGAAAGUAAUCAAACAGCAAAUUGUUUACGUGUGCAUGUUUUCUGCUGUUGUUGCCAGUUAUACUUAUAAAUGUGAAUGCAUUCGGUCGCUUCGGAUGUCAAGACAUGAAAGCGAAUGUUCGCAUAAAAACAUAAUGAAUGUGUUUGAGAGGAUAUAUAAAACAGUUACAAUCUGACUAUUGGCCUGUUAUAUCCUAUUUGUUGCAUAACAACGGUCCAAGUUCAACUACCAACGACAGGUUUGCUUGACAACGGUAAAAUAAGCCCAAACGGCUGCAGAAGAAUAUUUCAAUUCCAGGUGAUUAAAUCGAUUUAAAAAAAAAUACAAAAGUAACCAUAUAUAAUCAAUGUUGGUAACCCGUUGUAUAUAAGUGGAAUAAACCCCUCUGGGCUGUCCCGGUUAUUACAAAAAAAAAAUGUAGGCUACUUCGGUGGUAGUAUGGGGUUACAGAAGAAAUCAUAGGACAGAUGGACCGACGACAACGUCGUUUUUUCAUACGUCAGUGGGCUAAUUUGCCUAAUCUUCGCGGGACUUUAGACCACGGUGGAAACGCAGACAACCAUGGGCUGAAGGAACCUUUUAGUUCCUUGAAAAGUAGUUCCUGGGUCUAAAAGUUCCGGGUAAUUUUGGUGGAAACGCGGCUAUAGACUGUUUGAAAAUGAGCCCUGAUGCAUAUGUCGGGGUGAUGGGGCGAAUAACUUAAGUGAAUGCCCUAGUCCGUGUAAAAUUGGCAUGAGUGUUUGCAGGCAGCAUAUCCUGCUGAUUUGUUUCAUAAUGUAACCCAUGAAAGCAUUUGUGUUCUGUUUUUGUUCUGUUAUAAGCACUGCUCUCCUUUUACAUAAAGAUGCAUAAAACAUUUAUAAAUGCAACAUUAAAUCUUACAACCCUAA